This is a messenger RNA of Megalobrama amblycephala (Wuchang bream), 4889 nucleotides long. It is a transcript of the gene gucy2cb, whose product is annotated as guanylate cyclase 2Cb. The record is from RefSeq and is a predicted model, not a curated record. The coding region runs from base 1235 to 4462 and encodes 1075 amino acids. Lineage: Eukaryota; Metazoa; Chordata; Actinopteri; Cypriniformes; Xenocyprididae. Gene Ontology annotation, molecular function: peptide receptor activity; protein kinase activity; guanylate cyclase activity. The transcript is spliced from 27 exons. Gene Ontology annotation, biological process: protein phosphorylation; cGMP biosynthetic process; intracellular signal transduction.
AUUGUUUAAAAUGUUACUUUUCAAAGGGGGUGUACUCAUUUACGCUGAGCACUGUAACUUAUAAUGUCUGCCUACGUCUUAUGAUCGAGAUUAAAACAAGAUUUACUUCAGUUUUUUUCUCGAAAGUCAUAAAAUAAAUUGAACCAUAAAUAUAUGAAGUGUCAAGACUAUUGUUUGAUAUGAUAAAUCAUUACUGAGGGAAAGCACCUGCAUACAUAAAUGUGUUGGAAAGGACUAAGGACAACACAAUGAGCGUGACACAUUAAAGUAGGCUAACAAAAAAAGAUGAUAAAGUGUAUAUUUAUUUACGUUUUUAGUUGCCUGUAAGUAGAAAGACAACCAACAUAAUUUUUAGUAUAUCACUGGAUACCAACAAGUAUGUACACAGUCCUAAGCAUAAAAAAAACUUUAAAAUUAAAUACAAUUUAAAUAAAAAUAUUUUAUAUAAUAAAUACAAUAGGCCUAAAAUAAAAACGUAGACAUGCAAAUAAUACACUUACGCACAACAAAUCAUAAAAUGAAUCAUCAGUAAUUUAUACCAGAGUAAUUUAUGUAUUUUCCUCCACUCACCUGGGAAAACAAACAGGACAGGUGCUUCAUUCUGAUUGCUUUUAUGACAGGAUCGAUUUAUCACAGGAUGAUGGCUUUAUGGUUCAACCUUUGUCCUUCACUCCUCUUCUCACAGUCGUCUUCUCUGUACAUUAGUGUUCAAUAGACCCUGAGAGCUUCUGCUUCAGUUGCUUUAACAGAAAUUAGAUUACCAAUAAAUACAUACUUUAUGUUUAUAAUAACACCUCUAUGAGAAUAUUAGGCCUAAAUUCUCACUCUGACAGUCACUGUGUGAGCUAGCCUUGUGAACUUGCUAUCUAGACAGCAAAAAUAAAUAUUUGCCUAUGAUGCCUAUACAUGCUGUCUUUGUAGGCAGCUCACUAGGUUUCGAGACACGGCCACUGACUAUGUUGUUCAUUAACACGCUCAGGUGAGAGCAUAGUGAUCAAUGUGAAAGUGAGCCUGUCUAGGACAAAAGACCAGCUUGGAUAAAACAACCUUAUUAGUUGUUCCUCUACAUUUUCCAUUCUUGGAAUAUUCUCAUAAAUAUGAUGAAGGAACUCAUCUGGACAACUACAAACUACUAUGAACUGAAACAUAUCGCAAUGAAAAUCAGUUUUAUCUAAACGUGUUGACCUCAAAGGCUGAGAGACUGCGUGUUUGUUUUUCUUCUUAACUUUUGAAUAUGGAUUACAACAUCUGGUUAUUUGCAUGUCUAUCAUGGGCAUUCCUAAAGCAAAGUCACUUUAUGAAAGAGUCUUGCUUUAAUGGAACUCUUCUGAUGAAUGUUAUUUUAUUGGAUGACGAAGUGUCGCCCUGGAGUAUCAAUUUUGUGAAGCCUGCGGUGAUGAGGGCUGUUGAAUCUGAUUCUAAGAUCAACUCAAAAGAUGGUGUGGAUUUAUCGGUUAAUUUCAGAGGGUUUCAAACCAUUUACUACUUAAAAAAAGGCUGCACCAGUAGCGCCUGUGAGGGAGUUGAAAUUUUAAAUGAUCUUGCGAAUGCAGGGGAGGAGGGAUGUGCUCUACUGGGACCAACCUGCACUUAUGCCACUUUCCAAAUGGUUGAUUUGGAGAUCGGUCUGAACCUCAACAUGCCCAUCAUAUCAGCAGGAAGCUUUGGAUUGUCUUGUGACUUCAAGAGAGAUCUGACUCGCCUUCUGCCUCCAGCCAGAAAAAUCUCCAGCUUCUUCUCUCACUUUUGGAAAUUCAAUGACACUAUCAAGCCUAUAUGGAACACAACGUUUAUAUACAAGAAGCAGAAUAACACAGAGGACUGUUUCUGGUACAUAAAUGCUCUUGAGGUAUCUUUGGGCAACUUUUCCAAACAUUUAGAGAAAACUGUGGUUCUACGAAGAGAAGACGAGCUGAGUAAGGUUCUGGGCAGCCUUAAACGGGAGAGCAACUUGGUCAUUAUGUGUGGGACACCUGAUGACAUCAUGGAUCUGAAGAACAUCACUAUGGAGUCUAAAGAUGAAACAGUUUUUCUUCUGAUUGACCUUUACAACGACAUAUAUUAUAAUGGGUCAUCUAACGAUGCUAUGAAGAAUGUCCUGGUGCUAACAAUGCCCAACACAAGACAAUACACCAUUGACACUUCUGGUAACAACACAAUGAAUGAUUAUAUUGCAGCAUAUCAUGAUGCAGUGCUGCUGUUCAGACAGGUGAUGAGGAACAUCUGGAACACGACCUUCUCAGAAAUUCAGGAUAUGGAGUCUUUCAGCAUGAACUACUUCAGAAACGUGUCUUUCAAAGGCAUAGCAGGAGAUUAUCAGCUGGAUGAAUAUGGUGACAGGGAUCUGAUAUUUUCUUUGAUCUACACUAACAAAGACAAUGAGUACAAGAUUCUUUAUGAGUUCAACACUUCCACCAACCACACACAGCUAACGGACAGCAAUCCUUCCUUGAGCUGGCCUCAGAGUCAACUACCUAAAGACCGUCCCUUAAUAGAUUCAAAAGGCCUGGAAAACAACAUCAUUGUCAUAGCAUUGUGUACUGCUGUUGUGGGGGUCAUGGGUACACUUGCCUUCAUCUUUUACUGGCAAAAUAGAAAUUACCGUCACAUGCAGAAAAGAUGGUCUCACAUUUCCUCAGAGCUCAUUACCCCAUUAGAGUUGAAUGAGUGGAAUAUGAUCUCUCUGAAGAUUGAGGAAGACUCUAUACAGAAUAGUAGCUACAUCCUACGCCGUGCACGCUAUGAUAAAAAGAUUGUUAUCCUUAAAGAGUUAAGACUCACAGAUGGAAGCUUCACUGAAAAACAGAGGAUAGAGCUCAACGCGCUAUUGAAAAUUGAUUAUUACAAUUUGACAAAAUUCUACGGGACAGUCAAAUUUGACAAUGAGUAUUUUGGCGUGUUUGAAUAUGGAGAAAGAGGAUCCCUUAGACAUGUACUUAAUGAUAAGAUUUCAUACCCGGAAGAGACCUUUAUGGACUGGCAGUUUAAGAUCUCUGUCAUGUAUGACAUUGCAAAGGGCAUGUCUUAUCUCCAUGCAAGCAACAUUGCAGUCCAUGGGCGUCUUAAAUCCACUAACUGUGUGGUUGACAACCGUAUGGUAGUGAAGAUUGCAGACUUUGGCUUCAAUACAAUUCUCAGUCCUAGUAAAGAUCUGUGGACGGCUCCUGAACACCUGAGGAAGCAGAGGGUGUCUCAAAAAGGAGAUGUGUACAGUUUCGCCAUCAUUUCCCAGGAGAUCAUGAUGAGGAAGUGCACAUUCUACACAAGAGCCUGCUCUGAUCGAGCUGAGAAACUAGCCAGAGUGCAAUACCCUAGUACGACCUCUUUCUUCAGACCUGACCUAAACUUUGAGAACACCAGUGAAAGAGAACAAGAGGUGUGCAUGCUGAUCAGAAAUUGUUGGGAUGAGGACCCAGACAAAAGACCAGACUUCAAAAAGAUAGAAAUCACUCUAUGGAAGAUUGUCAGUCUGGACAAUCAGGAACAUGAGAGCUACAUGGAGAAUUUGAUCCGCCGGCUACAGAUGUAUUCCCGUAACCUGGAGCGGCUGGUUGAGGAACGCACAGCUCUAUACAAAGCUGAGAGAGACAGAGCGGACUGCCUAAACUUCAUGCUUCUGCCUGGACCAGUUGUGCGCUCUCUGAAGGAAACAGGAAAAGUGGAGCCUGAGCUCUUUGACGAGGUCACCAUCUACUUCAGUGACAUUGUGGGAUUCACCACACUGUGCCACUUUAGCACACCUAUUGAGGUAGUGGACAUGCUCAAUGACAUCUACAAAAACUUCGACAGCAUCCUUGACAAUCACGAUGUCUAUAAGGUAGAGACUAUUGGUGAUGCAUACAUGGUGGUGUCCGGUCUUCCUCGACGCAAUGGGAACAGGCAUGCAAUGGAUAUCUGCUUCAUGGCACUGGACAUCUUGGCCUUCAUGGGCACAUUCCAGUUAGGCCAUCUCCCUGGGAUGCCUGUGUGGAUUCGCAUUGGUGUGCAUUCAGGGCCCUGUGCUGCAGGUGUGGUGGGAAUUAAGAUGCCCAGAUACUGCCUGUUUGGAGACACUGUGAACACAGCAUCUCGUAUGGAGUCCACAGGUCUACCACUACGAAUCCAUGUGAGUCAGUCAACUAUCAACAUUCUCCAGCGCACUGACUGCAAGUUUGAGUAUGAAAAGAGAGGAGAAACUUACUUAAAGGGUAAAGGAAAAGAGACAACAUACUGGUUGACGGGAGUUACAGGGCAGAAUUAUAAUCUGCCAACGCCUCCAACAGCGGAAAACUUCCAGAAUCUGCAGCAGGACCUGUCUGAAAUGAUAAAGACGUGCCUGGAGAAGCGGCCCUCCAGCUUAUGUAAGAGAAAGACCCUGUCAGCACGUCACAGGAAGCCCAUAGUGGAAGUGGAAAUGGAUUGCACAGAACUGCCAGAGUAUCUCCACCUGGCCACCGGUGACAGUCAAAGCACAUACCUGUAACCCCAAACCCUGAACAUGACACUAGCACACUGCCACAUCAGCAUCUGGACCAAAAGCCCUUUGUUGAUGACAGAACUGAAUUUCAAUUGAAAUCACUGCAAAAUGUAAAUACUGUAUAUUUGGAUUUAUAAAAAACAUUUAUACUUAGUGUUACAGCAUUAUCUAACAUUAUUCACUGUUAACAUGUGUUGUAGAGCUUAGCUUAGCUUAGGUUUUCUUUCUAAAAAACGUCUAAUUGUUCUUCUUAAACUAAACAGACAUGCAUUAAUGCCUAACCACACAGUGAUAUUAAGCACUGUCAAUCAGUGAACGUUUAUGAAGAAUGAGAGUGUAACAGCAGAAUGCUUUAUAGGAAAGAUAUUUAAUUUUCAGCCAAAUAAUAUUAUAAUAAACAUGCUAAACGCUUCACACAUUUUUGAAAAAGAAA